This is a messenger RNA of Centropristis striata (black sea bass), 1849 nucleotides long. It is a transcript of the gene tmem39b, whose product is annotated as transmembrane protein 39B. Gene Ontology annotation, cellular component: membrane. The record is from RefSeq and is a predicted model, not a curated record. The transcript has 9 exons. NCBI's taxonomy places the organism in Eukaryota, Metazoa, Chordata, Actinopteri, Perciformes, Serranidae. The coding region runs from base 238 to 1704 and encodes 488 amino acids.
GCCCCCAUCUAUCAGCGGCCAGUCUCACAUCAACAAUGACUGUCUUCGCUGAUUUCACAGGAAAACACGCCAGUAUUUCAAUAAAUAACCUGAAAAUGUAUCGCGUUUAACUUUUAAUCUAUGCAACAGAGCAGCGUCUAACACACACUGCAGAGCCUGCCGCUGACACAAGCACAAGCAGAGACAUCAUAAAACCAGACGCAUAGCUGGGAGAAGUGAGCAGUGGGUGUGUCUGCAAUGGCUGGUGGAAGGAGAGGGGCGAACCGAACCACGUACUGCAGACCUCCACUGAGCAGUGAACCAGGAUCGGUCAGCAAUGGCAACCACUCGACCAGCUCCCCGGUCACAGGGGUGCGAUCUCGUACAAGGAACGGUUCUGGGACGUGCAUGUCCAGCCCGCCGCUGGCUGCACAGACGGUGGUUCCCCUGAAGCACUGUAAGAUCCCUGAGCUGUCUGUGGAUCGUAAUGUGCUGUUCGAGCUCCAUCUAUUUUUCUGCCACCUCAUCGCCCUCUUUGUCCAUUACGUCAACAUCUACAAGACCGUGUGGUGGUACCCCCCAUCACAUCCUCCUUCACACACAUCACUGAACUUUCACCUUAUUGAUUAUAACAUGCUGGUGUUUACAGUCAUCAUACUGGCAAGGAGGUUAAUUGCUGCCAUCGUUAAAGAGGCAUCACAGAGUGGGAAAUUAUCCUUCCCCCAUUCAAUCUUCCUUGUGAUGGCUCGGUUUGCUGUGCUAACGCUGACAGGCUGGAGCCUGUGCCGCUCCCUCAUUUACCUCUUCAGGACCUAUUCUGUCCUCAGCCUGCUCUUCCUCUGCUACCCAUUUGGGAUGUAUAUUCCAUUCUUCCGGCUGAGCUGUGACUUCCGGCGAGCAGGUCCGCUCUCCCCCAUCGCCAGCAUCGGUUCCAAGGAGGUGGGCAGCGUGGGCCGGGGCCGGGACUACUUGACUGUGCUGAAGGAGACGUGGAAGCAGCACACUAGCCAGCUGUACGGCGUCCAGGCCAUGCCGACUCACGCCUGCUGCCUCUCCCCGGAUCUCAUCCGCAAGGAGGUGGAGUACCUGAAGAUGGACUUCAACUGGAGGAUGAAGGAGGUGCUGGUCAGCUCCAUGCUGAGCGCUUACUACGUGGCCUUUGUACCUGUCUGGUUUGUCAAGAGUACACAGUAUGUGGACAAGCGCUGGUCUUGUGAGCUGUUCAUCCUGGUGUCUGUCAGCACGUCCGUCAUCCUCAUGAGGCACCUGUUACCACCUCGAUACUGCGACCUGCUUCACAAAGCUGCAGCUCACCUGGGCUGCUGGCAGAAAGUAGACCCCUCGCUCUGCUCCAAUGUCCUUCAGCACAUAUGGACAGAAGAGUACACUUGGCCACAGGGAGUCCUGGUCAAACAUAAUAAGAAUGUCUACAAGGCCAUGGGUCACUACAAUGUUGCAGUGCCAUCAGAUGUGUCCCAUUAUCGGUUCUAUUUCUUCUUCAACAAGCCUUUACGAAUACUGAACAUACUCAUCAUCCUGGAAGGUGCCAUGAUAUUCUAUCAGCUCUACUCAUUGAUAUGUUCAGAAAAGUGGCACCAGACGAUAUCACUGGCUCUGAUUCUCUUCAGCAACUACUACGCCUUCUUCAAGCUCCUCAGAGACAGAAUAGUCUUGGGAAAGGCAUACUCGUACUCAAACAGCUCAUCGGACCAGAAGGUCAGUUAGGCUCGAGUUUAUUAUCGGUCGCUUUCACUUUGGAACAACACAAACAUGCCUAAGAGCUCUGUAUUUUUUCUACAAACUGCAUUUUGUGUCACGUUUUUGUUCUGAUCUGCCAUAAUAAAAAUAAAUAUUUUUGUAUUACUUUAAA